AUGGAGUGCUAUUCCGUCGACUGCAAUUCAGUUGUAGAUUUGGAAAAUAGCCAAAUCGUCACGCUUUCUAACGACAAGAUUAGAGUGACCAUUGCAGAGUACGGUCUCUACAUCCUCAGUCUCGAAACUCCUGAUCGUGAUGGGAAAUUCUCUCCGGUCAACCUCAACUACGACCAUGAUUGGACGAAGUACCUUCACGACACUCUCUACCUGUGCUGUGGGGUAGGAAGGUAUGCUAAUAGGAUUCUGAAUGGCCGUAUGACAGUUGAUGGUAAGGAGUAUCAGUUGACCGUCAAUGACGGGGACCAUUGUCUCCAUGGUGGUAUCGAUGGUUUCAACAAGAAGGUUUGGAAGCACACGGAUUCUUACCGUGAUGGUGAGUUCGAUUUUACUCGUCUUAAAUCCCCAA
Molecule: messenger RNA, 409 nt
Organism: Perkinsus marinus ATCC 50983
Lineage: Eukaryota; Perkinsozoa; Perkinsida; Perkinsidae
Product: aldose 1-epimerase, putative
Exons: 2
Biological process (GO): beta-D-galactose catabolic process via UDP-galactose, Leloir pathway; glucose metabolic process
Molecular function (GO): aldose 1-epimerase activity; carbohydrate binding
Source: RefSeq, a predicted model, not a curated record